Molecule: messenger RNA, 423 nt
Organism: Chondrus crispus (carragheen)
Lineage: Eukaryota; Rhodophyta; Florideophyceae; Gigartinales; Gigartinaceae
Exons: 1
Coding region: 1-423 (140 amino acids)
Source: RefSeq, a predicted model, not a curated record
AUGGUGGAUGGUAUAGUAGGGUUUCUCUCCCGACUGAGCCUGGUGCCAGAAGACGGCCUUGCAGAAACUGCAGAAUUCUGCAGGAAAGAUGUGGAGGAAUGGAUUGAGAUCGAGACUAAUGAGCUUGUGGCAGAAGCUUCUAUUAGUGGUGCCUGCGGUUCAAUACAUUAUGGUGGAGAGCUACAGAAUCAGUCUGGCAGUGAUGCUAUGAUGGAUGAUUGUGUGGCAGAAGACGAGUGUGAAAUUACGGAGAGGCGGGCCGUACCGAGUGCUGUAGUGCUAGCAAGGUUGUUUAAAUCUUUGGAGAGUCUGGGUGUGGAGUGCGAUGUGAGCAAUGACUUUUCGCACUUGAGGUCCGCAAAACGAGCUUUUCUAGAUGUAGGAGAGACUCAAGACCUUGGGUCGUCUUUACUGGGGACAUGA